Falco peregrinus (peregrine falcon) is the source of this 7909-nucleotide messenger RNA. It is a transcript of the gene SLC7A2, whose product is annotated as solute carrier family 7 member 2. Lineage: Eukaryota; Metazoa; Chordata; Aves; Falconiformes; Falconidae. Gene Ontology annotation, molecular function: amino acid transmembrane transporter activity. Bases 191 to 2206 code for a protein of 671 amino acids. The record is from RefSeq and is a predicted model, not a curated record. Gene Ontology annotation, cellular component: plasma membrane. The transcript is spliced from 12 exons. Gene Ontology annotation, biological process: amino acid transport; transmembrane transport.
CGGUGCGAAGGCCGCCGGCCCUGGAGCAGCCGUUCCUGUCACCUCACGCGGGGCCGGGGCUGCAGCCACCCACACACUCGCCCGCGUAAAACUGUGUGGGAAAUUGUUUCUGAGGGCGGAUCGCGACCCCCCCGCAGGUGCUGUUCACAUGCAGAGCUGCAAGGCGCUCAGGACGAGACUAGGUUAGAAAAUGCCAGUGAUUGUCAGUAGUGAGAAACAGAGCUCUACAUCCACCAUGUUGCCCUGUGGACCAGCUUUGUCCUUUGUUCGGUGUCUGGUGCGGAAGAAGAAUGUCAGUGGUGAAAGUCUUGAGGACUCCAAGUUGUGCCGAUGCUUAUCAACAGUGGACCUUAUAGCCUUGGGAGUAGGAAGUACCCUUGGUGCUGGUGUUUAUGUCCUUGCUGGAGAAGUAGCCAAAUCCGAUUCUGGACCUAGCAUCGUUGUUUCUUUUCUCAUUGCUGCGCUGGCAUCUGUGAUGGCAGGUCUCUGCUACGCUGAGUUUGGUGCUCGUGUUCCCAAGACUGGCUCUGCGUACUUGUAUACUUAUGUAACUGUUGGCGAACUGUGGGCUUUUAUCACGGGUUGGAAUCUCAUUUUAUCGUAUGUUAUAGGUACAUCAAGUGUAGCAAGAGCCUGGAGUGGCACCUUUGAUGAACUUCUUGGAAAACAGAUUGGUCAUUUCUUCAGAAGCUACUUCAAAAUUAAUUACUCUGGGCUAGCAGAGUAUCCUGACUUCUUUGCUGUAUUCCUGAUAUUACUUCUAUCAGGUCUUUUAUCUUUUGGAGUAAAAGAAUCUGCAUGGGUGAAUAAAAUUUUCACUGCCAUUAACAUCUUAGUCCUACUCUUCGUUAUGAUUUCUGGUUUUGUGAAAGGAGAUGCUGACAACUGGAAAAUAAGUGAAGAAUAUCUCAUAAACCUGACUGCAGUAACAGAGAAUUGCUCGUCCUAUGAGAAUGUGACAAGUAUGUAUGGGAGUGGUGGCUUUAUGCCAUAUGGUUUCACAGGAACAUUGGCUGGUGCUGCAACCUGUUUUUAUGCUUUUGUAGGAUUUGACUGCAUUGCAACAACUGGAGAAGAGGUCAAGAAUCCUCAGAAAGCCAUACCCAUAGGAAUUGUGGUGUCCCUGCUUGUCUGCUUCAUGGCCUAUUUUGGGGUUUCGGCUGCAUUGACACUUAUGAUGCCAUACUAUCUACUAGACGAGAAAAGUCCUCUGCCAGUAGCAUUUGAAUAUGUUGGAUGGGGUCCUGCAAAAUACGUUGUAGCAGUGGGAUCCCUCUGUGCUUUGUCUACAAGUCUUCUUGGAUCCAUUUUCCCAAUGCCACGUGUAAUCUAUGCUAUGGCGAAGGAUGGGUUGCUUUUCAAAUGUCUAGCUCAAAUCAGUUCCAAAACGAAGACCCCACUAGUUGCUACUCUAUCGUCCGGUGCAGUAGCAGCUAUAAUGGCAUUUCUGUUUGACCUAAAGGCUUUAGUGGACAUGAUGUCUAUUGGUACACUUCUUGCUUAUUCACUUGUGGCAACCUGUGUCCUCAUUCUUAGGUACCAACCCAGUUUAAUCUAUGAGCAACCAAAAUAUUCUCCAGAAAAAGCAGCUUUGGCUGCAUCUGAAAAGGCAUCUGCAGUAAGUGAAUCACAGAUAAAUAUGAUACAAGAAAAUCACUUCAGUCUUCAGGCCCUGAUUAAUCCAUCCAGUUUACCCACUGAGCAGACUGCAACUACUGUUAACUUUUUAGUGGGUCUUUUAGCUUGCUUGGUUUGUGGCUUGAGUGUCCUCACUACAUACGGGAUUCAUUUUAUUGCUAACUUGGAGCCCUGGAGUGUUGGCCUUCUUGCUGUGUUGGUGGCGUCCUUCAUAGUUACCAUUCUCCUCAUCCAAAGGCAGCCUCAGAACCAGCAGAAAGUGGCCUUUAUGGUUCCACUAUUGCCAUUUUUGCCAUCAUUCAGUAUCCUGGUAAAUAUUUACUUGAUGGUACAAUUAAGUGGAGACACUUGGAUCAGAUUUAGCUUCUGGAUGGCACUUGGCUUUCUCAUUUACUUUGCUUAUGGCAUCAGACAUAGUCUUGAAGGUCAUCGUAGCGAUAGAGAUGACGACUUCUGUUCAGAAAAUAGUGGGCUGCAAGAAAAGAACCCUGUGGAAGAAGUGGAUGAACCUGAAAAUGCAAAUGAAAGUGAUCAAUUUCUUGCACAUGAGAGGACAAGUGAAUGCUAAUCUACGCAAACAUACAAGUCUUUUAAACCUUUAAUUGACAUUUUACUUGCGGACUGAAAUUUCAAAAGCUUUCUGCCAACACUGUGCCUCUUGAAAGUGUUUACUACAAGGCCUGGCUUAUAUUUUGGACAAGCUGCUAAUCCAUCUUCAUCAUUUCAGAACCGACAGCAUGGAUAUUAAUAUUUAAAUUAAACAAACAAGAGAACUAUCCUUUGGCAAGCAAAAACCUGGAUGCAUUGUUUGAACUAUCAUCCAAAAUCACUGGCAAUCACACAAUAUGAAGAAUUUUAGAACUGCCUGCAAGAAGUUCUGAAUAUUUGACACUACAUUGUGAACACAAGUGCCUCUCAUACCUUCUCCUUACCUCUGUUACAUGUUUGGGUCACAAUCUAAUAGCUCUUUUCUUUCUACAGAAAUAACUCUCAUGGGAGAUAAAUUGCAGACAGACCUGGAAAGUAUUUGCAAAACAAAUGGUAAUUGUACAGAUCUGAUACUUUGUAAAAAGUAGAGGAUCACGUAUUUAUGUAAAAAGAAUUAAUUGCUUAUCUUUACUUAUCAGCAGUCAUGGAGAAUUCAAACAGUAAAGAUAUUUCAAAGGCUUUUAGUCCCUCUAAAUAGUAUUGAAGAUUUGUAUUUACGCGAAUUCUUUUCUUUUCAGAGAUGCUGGGUGUAUAAAGUAAUACUCCCAAGAUAAGCUAUGUUGUUUUCUGCAAAAGCAUGUGGGUAAUAAUCUGUUGGUCACAGUAUUGACAAUGACAUUUGUAUAUGAUUUAGCAAGUAUUGAGCUUUUGAUUUCAGAAGGGACAGGAUUUUAUUCCUGACUACAUAAUUUGAUACUUACAUACAGAAGUCAUCAAGUUUUCCUCCUUACUACUCAUUUAUCCCCUUCUAUACUUUCUUCUUUACCAUGUGCCAGAGCUGAUAUUUCCGAGAUUAGCUGUUACACAUUGCUUCUCAGAUAAUUAAUGCACAAAAUCCCAGCCGCCUUUUCAGAUGGAAGAGGAGGCUAAAAAAAAAUAGAGGUGCAGGCUUUAGGAAAAAUCCUUGUCAAAACAGUAUUUCAGUGCUUCACUAAGCCUUAAUCAUAUGUUAGCACAGCAUUUUUUCGUGAGCCAAGCCUACACCCACAAGUCCAUUCAUGUGGGUAGGAUGUCCAAAUGCUAAUUUGUAUAAAGAACUGAAUCGUUGCAGCAGUGGAGGGUGAACAAUUAUUUUAAAGCUGGUGAAAACUGAAACUGUUCUUUUUUUCAACAUAAAAGUUAUGUUCUCAAAGGCAUCCAGAUAUUUUAACACUUUUUCUCAGCAAGUAGUAGGCUCAAGUCCCAGGAAGGAUUCCAUAGUAUGAAGCUAUUUUGCAGGAAUGUGUUUAUAAAAAUAAUUGCCCUAAAGUACUUUGUUGUGGAGAGUUGCAAUGUGUGGCCAGUACUAAUCAUUGGUAUUAAUCUCUUGUGUUAGGUAUAAGAACUUUAGAUCCUGUGAGACCUAUGUUGGUUGACAGUGAAAAGCACCUUACUUUUUAUAAUAGCUGGAAUUUCACCAAAAAGAAAAAGACACAAAAAAACCACCCCCCCACCCCCCAAAAAAAACCCCAAAAACCAACAAACACAACUGGUUAACCUGUUUUCCUGUUCUUUUUUCAUAGAAUCAUGCUUUUUAAUCUUAAAAUGACUUCUGUUGUUCUAAGAGAGUAGCAUGCCUAAAUGUUGAAGCGCAGAAGUAGUGCUUCUGGGCAAAGAACCCUGAAAUGGGUUGGUACCCCACCGUGGAGCAUGUCUGAGGUUUUCAGCCUGAUGUCUUUCCUCUCAGCUUGAGCUGGGAGGAGGGGGCCCUGCAGCGCUGGCAGCAGCGAGUGGACAGAUGUGCGCUGCUGCACCAGCGGCACCUGCUGGUACUGCGCAAGCUGGAAAGGUGAGGCAUGCAUCAGGUAGAACACCUACCUCUUAGCUGAGGUUCCGGCGUAUGCAUCCUCUACCUGCAACUGCAGAUGUCCUGAGGAGCGUUGUUGUAGCGAUUGCUGGUCCUUAAAAACGGGUGGGACACAGAGGAUGAGGAGAAACUAUAGGGUAGGUGGCAGAGGUUUACUGUUGGUUAACAUAUCCUAAUCCAUCCUGAACUGACCGUAAAUUAUAGCCACUUCUUUCCACAAUUCAUCAUCGUUUUACAAAUGCCAUUAAAGAAAGACUCAAAUCUCAUAUUAGAUUUAUUUUCUGUAUAUAUUAAAAAUAUAUAUAAAUAUGUGUUCUCUCUAUAUAGAUAAUAUAAGUAGAUUAUGUGCUAAGUAAGUAUUUGGUCGAAAGGUAUGGAUAGGAAUUUUCAGGGCAGUUCUUAGAGCUAUUGAUAAUUUUCAAUACCUCUCUAUUCAGUGAAUGAAAGAGCUGUCUGUGUCAGUUGGAUCUGCUGUCAAAAUUGUACUUCUCAACUUGGGCCCAUUUUUAUGCUGAAAAUGACAAAAGAACUAUACAUUCUUGUUUGAAAUAUUAACAAUUUAAGACUUUCCUGGUUCUUGAAAGGAAUCCAAUGUGGUAAUUCUUAGAUAUGUCAAACCAAAGGUUUUAUUUAUAAGUAACCAAAAAAUUGAGUAAACGAAUGCAUGUUCUGUUGUUUUCAAUCCCACAAGUAUUUUAAACAGAGAAACUGAUGCUUUUCCUCAUCAGUGACGACUCAGUCAAGAGCAUGGCUUCUUCAGUGGUUAUACUUUCAGAGGACAUUGCUAACCUGUCUUGUCCAGUACUCUUAAAUCCUCAGCUGCAAAAAAUGCCAUUGCUGUGGGAGCAAGCCAGCGGUGGUCCAGUAAAGCUUUUGCACGAUGUCUUUACAAGCCUACAGUGAAACACAGCUCUUUUAAAACUCAUUACACAUCUUGGUGUGUGGGAAGCAGAGAUUUACUUUUUCCUAUGGCUGCUGGUGGUGCAGAGCAGGCGAGCCAGGCUCCCAAGGUGCAAACUGCUGCUGUUCUGUGAUGUGCAAGGAAGACCCCACUCUCUCCCAAGGCCAUCAUAUAGAAUGUAUGUGUGCACGCCUGUCUGUAUGUUUGCAUCUGUCUGACGUAAGCCCAUAGUGAUUUUGAUGUACUGGUUAAAAUAAUUUCUAUACUGCACUGGAAUUUUCCUUUGAAGGAAUACUGUCAAUAGAACAAACUUCUGACGAAAGCAAGUUCUAGCUAAGCCUUCUGGAGAUAAAUAAGCUAGAAAAUUUAUUUUCUUGAAUUAUGUAAUGAAUGUGUCAGCACUUUGUGUAUUGACAGUUUCCCCUCUCAUUUGUAUGAAUAUUUCUUCCCCCCCUUGUUAGAGAAAUGAAUUAUAUGAAAAUAGAAGAAUGUGCCUGUACAAAUGUUGCUAAGGGAUAUGGGAGCAGCUGCAGCACAGGAACUAUCCACUUAACUAAUGAGAUACAAAAUUAAAUUAAAGGAAACUCACUGGGUAUUCUUGGUUGCUUCAAGUACGUAAAGCUUAUUUAUAUGUGUAUAUAGUUCAAGUCAUUAUUAGUCAGUGGCUGAGUAAGAACAAGCCAGAGGUAAAAUAUUUAUGGUAAUUUUGGUAUGCAUUUUUAUAGGCAGUCUUGAAAUUCCAGAUGCUUUAGUGGGACUUUGGAGCAGCAAAGGACAUGACAUGCUAGUCCUUACACAGGAGCCAUGUACGAAACAAAUCCCAAUUUUGUUCUCGCGUUUGCUGUAUGUCUGUGUUUGCUGAGAGAGCAGCUGAAAGCACAAGUCCAGUAGAAUUAAUUGUUAUUUUUUAACAUAGUUUUUGAUAUUUAAAAUUGUUCUGUGCAAAUAAUAAUGGUAUGUGUUAAUACAAAAUACCUGCUAUUGGAGGUAGCUUAUUGUUGUGUAUUUCCUUUGUAGAAAAAAUCCUCCGAAACCUUUAUUUGCAAUGGUACAUUCUGGAUAUGCCUUUAGACAGAGGAAUUAUUCUUAUCUAGAUGGAUUUAAGAAAGUAAGCCAAAGCAUAUUUAAGGGAGAACAAAUCAAUCUUUUUAUUCUGAAGGGUAAGAGUUAUAAAACAUUUCUGUAUAACUCAUGUUAACUGAAGUGAUCUUGUGGUGUAUCAGUUCUAACUCUGCAAUAGGAAAAUUUAUGAGGUAUCUUAGAUUUCAUUGUCUGUUGUCCUGAAUAAAAGUGUUCUGUUGAUAAUACUAAGUAUUUUUCCUGCACACAAAUGCCAAUUAGAUUCCUGAAAUCUGUCAUAUUCUGUUCAUGUCACCAUAUGUUAAAGCCAUUUAUAUUACCUGCUGUUAGAGAAUUACCAGUAAUAAUUGUCAAUAGCAGUGAUAUGGGUUACUUAUGUACCUAUAUGAAUUUAACUAUGCCAUCCAGAAAGUUUAAAUGAUACAAUGAAUUUAAAGGCAAAACUUGUUAAAGCUUAAAUAUAUAUUCUGUAUUUUAUUAGAUGAUAAAUGUAAAAGCCUAGCCACCUUUCCCCUAAAAUUUACAUAUAUUUUUAAGACAUAAAUGGCGUACUGUUUUCAUGCAGGUUUUAGUAAGUGCCAAUAUCAGAUGUGCCAUAAGCAUCCCGAGAUGCUAAAAGCUGAGCAACCUGGGUGAAAUCUGUGACAGUGCAGGUAAUCUGUGUGGGACUGUGCAAUUGUUUUAAUCAGGUGUGAUGCCUUUGACAUCGAGGUGCAUUUUGCACAGCAGGAAUUUAAUUCACAUGAUGGCUGGCAUGUGUUACUUGAUUACACAAAAAAGAAAAUAAAAGCACCUUUUAAUGCUCUUGGGCCCCAAUUCUUUCUAGACUUGCCAGGACAGGCAGCUUGUACAAACUGUAGUGUGCUCAUUGAAAGCACUGAGAUUACUCAGCGUUAGGCAAAUAUCUAUUUUGCAGAAAGAGCAGGUGGUAUUUCCUAUAGUGUAGGGUCUUUGCAUUUGUUUUAAAUUUCCUGUACCUUUAGUAUUUCUUUCUGGUAUAUGUUUUGAGGACCUCUGCAUUUUUAAUAGUUGGACCUUUCCAAAGAUAACAUCUUUACCAUCUCCUGAUCUGUUUUCCAUUCAAUUAUAGAAAUCAAACUCCUUAACAUUUGCCAAGUUAAAGGAUUUCUGUGUGUAGACAUGCAUUACAUAGAACUAUGUAUAUAUAUAUCAUUAUCUUUAUUGUCAACUGGACAAAUUCUGUUGUCUUUGUAUGUUUUAAUUGAGCCUUGUGCCAGGUAAAGUCCAGCUUCACCAAGCUGGAGUCAGGACUUGGUGAAGCUGGAGUCAGGACAAAGGAUAAAAGGAUUUGAAUGUUUAAGAGGGCUUUUUUCUUUUGUGUUACCAGACAGUAAAGCAUGAAAUGUUACGUAUCUUUAAAAAUAGUUAUGUGCGCAUCAUUUUAAAGAACAUCAGUGUUCAUAUCCAUUUUAACUUUUUUGUUCAUAUGUACAUUGUAAUGAUUAUUUCUGUAUUAUAUGCUGCUGAGCAUUUAAUAUGUAGAUAGAACUAUUAUGAUGCAACUUAAACUACAAAAUUGUGUUUCUUUGAAGUGUUCUACCAAAAUAAGAAGUCUUGAAUUUUUAUGAAAGUAAAAAUGCUUAUAUUUAAGAAUAUGGUGCUUGUCUUUCCACUUUUACAAUAGAAUUGUAAUGAGCAGUAUUUUUAGUUACCUUAGUUCCAAAUUCUAAUGGAAAUUACAUGGCUCUUCAUUUACUGUAAAAUGUGCUUCAUGGGAUAACAACUGUGCAUUUGUUCCAUAUUUUUUAAAUAAAACCGAGUAUCACUUGUAUGUA